Messenger RNA from Saccostrea echinata, 1819 nucleotides. Its product is annotated as E3 ubiquitin-protein ligase TRIM71-like. The record is from RefSeq and is a predicted model, not a curated record. Bases 21 to 1715 code for a protein of 564 amino acids. NCBI's taxonomy places the organism in Eukaryota, Metazoa, Mollusca, Bivalvia, Ostreida, Ostreidae. The transcript has a single exon. Gene Ontology annotation, molecular function: zinc ion binding.
ACACUAGUCCUAGUUUGAUCAUGGACCCCCGUACCAGUGCCCAGGACGUGAUGCGAUGUGACCUGUGUGAGACCGCUGUGGUACAGAUGCACUGUGAUACAUGUCUUGUCAACCUGUGUAAGGCCUGUGUGGGAGAACAUAUUUCUGCUGAUCUCUCAAGACCUCACAAAAUUGUUGAUUUCAAGGACAGAACAUCCACUACGACCUAUCCUGCAUGUACAUCUCAUGAUACGGAACUUUGUGAAAUGUACUGUAAACAAUGUGACAUUCCUGUCUGCAUCAGCUGUCUUGCAUCUAAUCAACAUUUAGGCCAUGAAUUGUCAAAACUUUUACAAAUUCUUGAGGAAAAGAAAAAAUUGAUUAUAAAAGAACAAUUUGAAUUAAAAGACAUUAUUUAUCCAACCUACCUGGAUAUUGUUUCAGACAUACAAAACAGAAUGAGUCAGUUAGAAAAGGAAUUUGGAGAUCUCUCAACAGUCAUAACAAAACAUGGAGAGGACUGGAACAGAGAAAUUGACAAACUUGUCAAGAAACUUAAAGCAGAAGUUGAUGUUAUGAAAAACACACAAUUACAAACUCUACAAAAACAUCUGGAUGAAAUAAACAAAAGCAUUUCUGAAAUCAAGAAUGAAAUCGAUUCAGUUGAUGUUGCUGUGAAUUCCAAUGACAUUUCCAAACUAUUCAGUGUUACAUCUGAUAUGAGCAGAUACAGAAAUAUUCCAGAAAAAAUAUUGACUCAGUUACCUAGAUUUAUUCCUGCAAGAAUCUAUGGAGAAGAACUAAGUAAAAUGUUUGGAGCCUUAUCAUCAAGUUCUCUAACAUCAGAUAAACAUGGCUACAGCAUGAAGACACCACAGAAAUCACCAGAAGCUGGAUCUUCUCCUCCAGUCAAACAGCUACUUGAUGAACCAGAGACUGUCACCACCAUAAACACUGGGUAUAGAGAUAACCUUUACAAUGUUGCCUGUCUGAGUGAUGAAGAAAUCUGGACAAGUGGAAAUAACAGCACCAUGAAACUCUUCAGCAUCAAUCAGGGAUCACUACUCAAGUCAAUCACAACCAAGUCAGGGAACUGGCCAUCUAACAUAGCAGUGACAAAAAGUGGAGAUCUAGUUUAUACUGAUUGUGAUGAUAAAACUGUGAACAUUGUGAAGAAUGAGAAGAUAGGGGAGGUGAUCAGACUACAGAACUGGAAACCUAAAGGUGUCUGUAGUACCUCCUCUGGUGACCUCCUGGUUAUCAUGGACAGUGAUGGUAACAAACAAACAAAAGUUGUCCGUUACUCUGGCUCCACUGAGAAACAAAGCAUUCAGUUUGAUAGUAAAGGUAAACCUCUUUAUUCACCUAGUCCUUAUUAUCUAAGAUACAUUACUGAGAACAGGAACCUGGAUAUCUGUGUGUCUGAUGAUAGAGCUAGUGCAGUAGUGGUGGUCAAUCAGGCCGGGAAACUGAGAUUCAGGUACACUGGACAUACUACUGCUCCAAAGAAUGAAUUAUUUGAUCCACGAGGAAUCACCACAGACAGUCAGAGUCAUAUCCUUACUGUUGAUUAUUACAAUGCCUGUAUCCACAUCAUAGACCAGGAUGGACAGUUCCUCCGUUACAUAGACUGUGGACCGGGUGUACCCUGGGGACUGUGUACAGGUACAAAAGACAAUCUAUUUGUUGUUCAAUGUGUAAAUAAACAGGUGAAGAAAAUCAAAUAUCUGAAGUGAAGCCAUAAUUAAAAAAAUCACAGUAAAAUACAACAAUAAGUAAUACCAUAUAUAUGCACUGUACACACUUAAUGGAAAUGAUAAGAAUAAAAAAAAAACUCUUA